AAAACGAGACUCAAGACAAGACAAGACAGUUGUCCAUUUGACAAGGUGUUGAUUCGGUGUGUAAUGUGCGCAUGCGCGGCUGUCAUUUAAUUUUAAUUUACUGGUGUUUUCCCGCGGAAAAUAACAAGUACAUAUUAAUGAAAAAAGGCAGUUCUUAAAAAUUGUGAGAAUAUGUUUGAAGUUUUGUAAACAGAAAGUGUGUUGGAAUUCUAUACAUAAACAUUGAUCAAGUUUCGUUCCCAUCAUUUGUUAUUCGUUUUAUCGAAUUCAUGAAUAUUUUUGAGUUUUGUGAGUGAAGAUUUAUGUUUAUUGGAUUCCAAAUUGAGUGGUACAAAACCAGGCAAUUAUGAGACCAACACCGCUUAGCAAUGGCUCGUCAAUCUGACAGUGACGUAAAAUCCAAGAUGGCGCUAGUGACAUUAGUGUGUGUGUUCAGUGCGUUUGUGUGCGUUAGUGGGCACGUGGCCCUGACGUAUCCACCGGCUAGGAAGUAUGAUUUGGACUUUCUAGACAAUUCUAGAACGAAACCGCCAUGUGGAAUGCCUAAAGGAUCAAUAAAAACAUCAUUUCUCGCUGGAUCAACGUUUACAGUACACUGGCAUUUAGCGUAUGCUCACAAAGGUGGAUUUUCAUUGAGGAUAUUAGAUUAUUUAGAACGACCGCUUUUGGAUCUUACGCCCAGAGCUGGCGGCUCGGAAUUCGUGCGGGAUGACAUUACUGCCCAAAGCUACGAAGUGCAUCUACCAAGUGAUUUCACAUGCGAAAACUGCACUCUGCAGCUGCAACGUGAGGCGGACGAGUGGGGAUCCAAGUACCGCUUCUGGUCGUGCGCCGAUAUCGAUAUAGUGCAACGCAAGGAGUACCACGAGAGCUGCUCGGGCAAGGGCUUCCACAUCCUGGGGCGCUGCAAGUGCAACAAGCUGCACAGCGGCGCGCGCUGCCAGUUCGCGGACGAGUGCGCGGACGACGCGGACUGCGGCCUGCGCGGCAAGUGCGUGCCCGCGGCGCCGCCGGCCGCGCGCCUCUGCUACUGCCCGCACGGCUUCUACGGGAAGGGCUGCAACAAGAAGGCACCAUGGAAAGAAAAGACGAUAAACCUUGGCCUCUACAGUAAGAGGGAACUGUCUAAAGACUUCUCGUUAUAUUGGCGAGUCAUCAGAGACAUGCAGGAGGUGGAGUUUGUGAUGAUCGUCAAUGGGACAUCGUAUGCUGCUAUCGGUUGGCGUCCUAAAGGAUUGAAAAAGGAAUGUAAGAAUUUCCCUGUUCUGGGAGCUCCUCUCGAGAAACCAACAACAUCAAAACCAGAACCGUUACAUAAACCUGAACCAAAAUCAGAGAGUAAAAACAAGUCGGACCCUCAACCAGAACCAGAACCAGAACCGAAGUCAGAACCUAAGUCAGAACCUCAGCCGGAACCACAACCAGAACCCAAAGCAGAACCAGAGCCUGAGCCGGAACCUAAGUCAGAACCUCAGCCAGAACCUACAGCGGAACCAGAACCUCAGUCAGAACCUGAGCCAGAACCAGAACCGAAAUCAGAACCGCAAGCAGAACCGUCACCAGAACCUACAACGCAAGAAACCAAAAUGGAAAUAUUUGAAAACGAUAGAAAUAAGCGUGUAGCCAUGCACACACUCGAUGGGUUUGACUUCAAGAACCUAGGGAACGAUGUGACUGUUAAGACUAGUGUUUCGAAGUCUGUAUCUAGCUCUAAAGGUCGCAAGAAACGCGCAGCCCAAGAAAUAGAAAAGUCAAAUGUGGCAACAUCGACCACUAUUAUUGACAAUGAAACUGAAAAUUAUCCUAGUCCCAGACCGACUGAACCUACUUUACCGAACCGAAAGCCCAAGGCAUUUAAACCUAAGUCUAAAUUUGGUCCUAGACCUAUCAUUAGUCCUGUUAAAGUAGAAUCCUCUCCCACACCGGAACCGCAACCGGAACCUACUUCUGAACCUACACCGGAACCUCAACCCACAUCUGAACCCGAACCUUCCCCAGAACCUACUUCUGAACCUGAACCCAGUUCUGAACCUGAACCGAGUUCGGAACCAGAAUCAACAGCAGAACCAUCUUCUGAGCCUGUAUCAGAACCAGAACCUUCUUCUGAACCUAAGGCAAAGCUAGAACCAACCCCUGAACCUAAAUCUGAACGUGAACCUAAAUCGGAACCACUACCAGAACCGUCGUCUGAACCAGAACCUACUCCUGAACCUAAAUUAGAACCUGAACCAUCCCCAGAACCUAAAUCUGAACCUGUACCUGAACCAGAACCUAAGUCCGAACCUGAACCAACCCCAGAACCAAAAUCAGAACCAACCUCAGAACCUAUAUCUGAACCUACAUCAGAGCCUUCUCCUGAACCUAAAUCAGAACCUGAACCAGAACCUAAAUCUGAACCUACAUCAGAACCUUCCCCUGAACCUAAAUCCGAACCCGAACCCGAACCAGAACCUAAAUCAGAACCCGAACCAGAACCAGAACCUGAACCUAAAUCAGAACCUUCCCCCGAACCCAACGCAGAAGCGGACGCUGAGAAUUUGUUAGUGAAAGGCCUAUAUGAAGAAACAGGCUACUUCCCGGCUCACGAAUACGUGCCCAAAUUCGACUUCAACCCGAUGGACUGUACUGACAUCGUCAUUGGAACCGCUCGAGGCAACUACCACAGAGUGCUUGAUUAUUACACUAGAGAUAGGUCAACACCUCGGGUAGACACAUUCUGGGGCGGACAUGAUGAUAUCACGGCAUCCUCAGGUUUUGAAGAAAAUGGAGUCACUACUAUCAUGUUCAGGAAGAAAAUUAAGGCCAAAGAGCCAACAGACCACUCGCUGGUGGACGACGAUAUGCACGUGAUCUGGGCGCGCGGGCAGGAGGCGGGCGAGCUCCAGCAGUUCUACCGGCCCGACCAGCUCAAGUACCACGGCCACGGUGCCCAGAGGGGUCUGCUGGCUGUCAACUUCUUCGACGAAGUGAAAUCCCCAUCAUCCGGCGGUAUAACCGCUUUGGAAAACGACAAGUGCGGUGCUCAGUUCAAGCUGCCUGCAGAUUGUGACGUCACCAACAAGACCUGCGACUUCACUGCCUCCUGGGAGUACUUGGGGCAGAAGAGGGGCAAAGACUCCAUACGGUUCACGAUAACCACGAAGGAAACUAAAUACUGGACUGGGAUUGGUUUCAGUUUGGAUAGGAAGAUGCCGCAGAGCGACGCGGUGGUGGGGUGGGUGGACGCGCGCUCGGGCCGGCCCUUCCUCAUGGACGCGUGGCUGGGCGGCUACUCCGCGCCGCGCCUGGACGCGCGCCAGGACCUCGCGCGGGCCCGGGGGCAGCAGGCCGACGGGUACACCACGCUCAGCUUCGUGCGCCAGCGGGACACUGGUGAUGCGAAGGACCUGGCGUUUACAGAUGUCCAGUGCUUAUACAUAAUAUUCGUGACGAAGGGCGGCGGGUUCGAUCCCGUGAACAAGCGGAUGAGUAAGCACAUGAGUGUUCCUAUCAUCACCGAUGAGAAGAUCUGCAUCAAGCCAUGUGGACCUGAACCGGCAGAGGACGAGAGCACGCCGGAGCCGGAGCAGCCGGGGGCCCGCUCGUACUCGCUGUACGUGCGCAUCACGGGGCUGGCGGAGCGGUUCCGGCCGCCCGCGCGCGCCAGCGCGGAGUACGCCGCGCUGGUGCAGCAGCUGCUGGCCGGCCUGGCGCCCGAUCUGGCUGCCGUGCCGGGCUACCGGGACCUCAGCGUCAACGGGUUCAUGCAAAACGAAACGAAAGCAAUAAUAGCGGAUCUCACUCUGAAAUCGAUAGAGUCGAACCUCAUAGAGGGCUCCAGCGGGCGCGCUAUCGACGUCUCGCUCGCGCGCAACGAGAGCGAGCGGGACAGCGAUAUGGACAAGUGGGAGAGGGCCGUUAGGGACACGCUGGCCAAGGGCCGGGUGGGCAACCUGAACGUGGAUCCGGAGUUCUUGGUCUUCGCGCCUGAUAGCGUGCUGCUGCCCCCCGAGCAGGGCGCGCCCCCGCCGGUGUUCUGGUCGGGGCUGCGCCUGUGGGCGGCGGCGGCCUGCGCGGCUGCGCUCGCCCUGCUCAUAGCUGCGCAGGCUGCCUGCGGACUCAUCUCCGCUUCUCGCAAACCACAGGACCACCUAAUACCAUCCAAUGCUUGGAAUCUAACUUCCUCCAAUACCAACUACGCCUUCGAACCCUUCGAGAACGAGGACAAGUUCCCAACAAACCGUCCCAUUCGCCCCACUUCCCCCCCGCCCCCGGCCCCCGGGACCGGACGUCGGCCGAAGAGUGGGACAAAUGGGACAAACGGAACAAACGGAACGAGUGGGACGAACGGAACCAAUAGCACCAUGGUCCGCAGUGGUAACGGGACAUUGGGACGUGGGCCGAACGGGUACGAUGGGACAUUGGGGCGGGGGCCAAAUGGGUAUGAUGGGGUUCGAAACGGAAAUGGGUACAAUAAUGGGAAAAAGUUUUCGAAUAGUGCGGCGCAGUUCUAUCACGAUACGAGGUCGUUGCAGCGGCCUAGGAGUCAGUAUGGCUAUGCCCCC
This is a messenger RNA of Zerene cesonia (dogface butterfly), 4544 nucleotides long. RefSeq lists its product as uncharacterized. The record is from RefSeq and is a predicted model, not a curated record. The annotation marks the transcript as partial. The transcript has 22 exons. Lineage: Eukaryota; Metazoa; Arthropoda; Insecta; Lepidoptera; Pieridae.